UUGAGCUGCACAUCCACUAUAGCGGCAUCUCAUACGAGCUCAGAGAAAAAUUACUGAGACCGACAGACACAUAACGGGAUUUGUACGUUACCUGAAUAUUCAGAGAAUUUGCAUUCGGAGGUACCGGAGACAUCUGAGGAGACGACACUCAGGGUCUGCGCAGCGGACCAAACCUCACACAGCAUCACCAUGAGAUUCUUCCAUCCGCUGUAUCUCCUUCUGCUGCUGCUGACAGUCCUGUUCAUCACCAGCGCCGAAAAACAAGAUUUUCUCAACCUGAGGCGGAAAUAUCGCAGACAGAACUGUCCAAAGAAACGCUGUCUACCUCUUCACUCCAGAGUGCCAUUCCCUUGAGGUUUCACAACUACGUAGCUAUCCUUAUGAUGCCUGCAGAAAACCAAAGAGCGGCGAUGGAUGGGAAAUGAGAGAAGGGUUUCGUAUCAGACUCACUGAGGACUGUUCAUUUGCCCAUACACUGUAACCAAGCCAAGCUUCUGUAAAGGAAGUGUAUUGUUUUAUGAAUGUUAGUGAACAAGCCAUGGGGACAUCCACUGCAACCAAAUGUGCUGAAAACUCAUCGCACAAUCAGUUUGAGUUUGCCAGAAUCAUUGUAAAUAGUAAGAACUGAAUGAAAUGUGUUUAUAUGUAAGUUAUGCACUUCAAAUGUUUUAUUAUUAUCCUGAUUAAAUAAAAAGUGUAUUGUCUUUUCA
Molecule: messenger RNA, 710 nt
Organism: Labeo rohita (rohu)
Lineage: Eukaryota; Metazoa; Chordata; Actinopteri; Cypriniformes; Cyprinidae
Gene: apela
Product: apelin receptor early endogenous ligand
Exons: 3
Coding region: 190-354 (54 amino acids)
Biological process (GO): apelin receptor signaling pathway; heart development
Molecular function (GO): apelin receptor binding
Source: RefSeq, a predicted model, not a curated record